Molecule: messenger RNA, 2631 nt
Organism: Penaeus indicus
Lineage: Eukaryota; Metazoa; Arthropoda; Malacostraca; Decapoda; Penaeidae
Product: SET domain-containing protein SmydA-8-like
Exons: 4
Coding region: 184-1872 (562 amino acids)
Molecular function (GO): protein binding
Source: RefSeq, a predicted model, not a curated record
CACUGAUGUCUAAUCUGGCGUCGUCUGCAGUGUUGGUGGAUUGGAGAAGUUGCGCCCUUCUGUGGGGAUGAGGGGAGGUUCGAUCCUCACGUCGCGGCACACCUCGCCAAGCAUUUGUGCAGUCACGUCCCUCACCUCGUCGUGGCGCAUGCAAACAAAGCCUCCCGUCUUGCACGUCAUGGCAUGGUUGGGGUCGAAAGCCGAACCGCACGUGCAGUGCUGGUGAAGGUCCUCUAUUGGCCAACCAUAUCUCAGGGCAAGAUGGUUAUCCAGAAAAUCUGCGGCUUCUGCGGGGACCCAGCCGUCUGCAUCACCUGCUGCAACUGCAACAAAAGCCACUACUGCUCCAAGGAUCAUCAGGAGCAACACUGGGACUGCCACAGAGAGCAGUGCCACCCUUUCCAGGAAGAAUGCGACCCUGAGCGCGGAAGAUACUUAGUGGCUACUCGAGACCUUAAACCUGGUGAGUUUCUCUUUUCGGAGUCGCCCGUCGCCCUAGGCCCGCUUGGCAGCUGCCGCCUUUUGUGCUUGGGCUGCCACGAGUUCAUCAAGGGAGAUGAGUUUGUCCGCUGCCCCGGGUGCUGGUGGCCCCUGUGCUCCGUCGGAUGCGCGUCCAGCAAGUUCCACGUCGACGAGUGCCCGAAGCUGGCGCAGGACACCAAACACAUUGGGCAGCCACCUUGUCAGGAAGAGACAGUUCGGUAUGACAUCAUACUUUCUCUGCGAUGCCUACUUUUGAAGUUCAAUGCUGCCGACAAAUGGUCUCGUGUGCAAGAUAUGGCAAGCCAUGCCCAGCGUCGCGUUGACAACAAAGACUACAGUCACAUUACAACGGUGCGCUACAUCACAGAAGUCCUGGGGGAUGAGUUUGAUGAAGAUGACGUUCACCAUGUGCAUGACGCAAUUGUGAGCAACUGCUUCGAAUGGCGGAGUCCUUCGCAAGUUCGACUUCGCGGGGUGUAUCCACUGAUGGCACGCAUGAAUCAUGCCUGCCUGCCGAAUGUCACCUUGUUUUCAGACCGAGAGGGCACAAUGUACGUUAGAAGCGCUUCUGCCAUAAAGUGCGGUGAAUCUCUUGUCAUCAAUUACGUGGGAACUAGUGUACCUUUCUGGGAACGACAGAGUUACACAAGAGAUGUCCAUUACUUCAAGUGCGAUUGCAUUCGCUGCGAAGACCCCACUGAGCUGGGCCUUCAUUAUUCUUCCCCAAAGUGUGAGAACUGUCGAGACCAGUUUAUGGAGCCAAACACGUGGCUCGGCGAAAUCAAGUGGGAGUGCCCGCUCUGUGGCUCCCGGGAGGAGGAAUCAGUCAUCCGCUACCAAGCCGAUGAGUGGUUAGCCUGGUUUGAUACAAAAGACACAUUUCUUAAGAGCACCCGCUAUUGUAUCAAAAGUGUUUUGGACAAGGUAAAAGCAGCAUUUCAUAACCAGCACUACGUGUGGGAGAAGGCGGCGCUUGUAGCCGUCCGGGCGCUCAAAGAAGAAACAAGCGUAGAAGGAAUUGCUCUCAUGCGCGAUCUGUGGCGGCGUCUCCUGAAGCUCUACGACGUGCUGGAGCCUGGCAUGACGCGCAGGAGAGGCGUCACGCUGUACGAGCUGGGGGUGUCGGAGGCUAACCUGGCCAACGCAGAAAUGAAAGCAGGGAAGCUGACCAGCUAUUUCUACAGGCGGCAGCUGGGCGAGGCGCUGGAGCACCUGGAGGAGGCUAGCGUGAUCCUGGCCCAGGAGCCUACGACCUCCAACGAGCGGCGCUGGCACACGCGCGCGGUGAACUCCGUCGAGGCUGUACACCAAACCCUCGCGCAAGAGGAAGCCGCCGGGCAGGCCGUCGUACGGGCACACUCGCAGGAAAGGAAUGUAAAGGCGCCUUGAUCUUUUCUGGUGUGGCGGGUGGAUCUCGUUAUCUGGGUGCCCUUGCUAUUGUUCAUAACAUGUCCUUUUGCUGCUACAGGCGUGACUCCGGGUCAGCGCUACAUUGGCAAACGCUAAAUUGAAAGUAGCGAACAAGGUUUAGAGAAAUAGACGAGUCAUACAUAUUUUAAGGCAUUAGACUUAUUGGAACAGAGCAGAAGUAUAUGUUAAAGUGAGGUUCAUAUAUUUUUUUUCAGAUAUUUGAUUUCAGAGGUUGCCGCAAUUUCCGAAAGUGGAUUUACUUUAAAACAUCACAUACUUGUAUAAUUUUAGAGGUUCAUUGUGAAAAUCCCGACAUCAUCACCAACUGAAUUUUGAGAAUAGUAGCGAGCCAUGACUCCUCUCCCCACGCGGCCACGGCGUGAACCUUAGGAUCCCCUGCAGCAGCAAUAUUAACAGUGUUUUGCAUGAGGUUCGCUUUUCGCUCGAGUUGCAGCCGAUCACCGAAUUUUGUAUCGUUGAAUAAAGCUGGAUUUAUCCUUACGGUUGCAAGCACAAUAAAUGCACAAUUCUUAUCCUUUCCAUAUUCAAUAUAAAAUAAUAUACUCCCUUCCGAAUUGCAGUUUUUCAAACUUUAACAAAUAAGUCUUUGCGAACCGAGGGCCGAGUCUGAUGGUGUAAUCUUUUGGUGCAUCUAGCAUUCCUGUUAUCAGUAUUGUUAUCACUAUUAUAUUAGUAUUAUUAUCAUUAUUAUUAUUAUUAUUAUUAUUAUUAUUAUCA